Gymnodraco acuticeps is the source of this 2550-nucleotide messenger RNA. It is a transcript of the gene inka1b, whose product is annotated as inka box actin regulator 1b. Gene Ontology annotation, molecular function: protein kinase binding; protein serine/threonine kinase inhibitor activity. Gene Ontology annotation, cellular component: nucleus. Bases 1447 to 2433 code for a protein of 328 amino acids. The record is from RefSeq and is a predicted model, not a curated record. The transcript is spliced from 3 exons. NCBI's taxonomy places the organism in Eukaryota, Metazoa, Chordata, Actinopteri, Perciformes, Bathydraconidae.
CCUUGAUGCCAAUACUUUUGUACUUGUAUUCACGUAAGUGUUUAACUUCUAACUAACAGAAUAUUUUUUAAAUGUAUCACUUAUUUUACUUUAGUGAACAAUCUGAUUACUUGUUCCACCUCUGUAUGUAAGAAAGGGUUGCACUUGCAUUGCAGUAAAGGAUUUAGGUUUAAUUUGUCACAGCUUUCUCAUAAUAAACCCAGAGAUACAUUUUCUUUGAAGUAAAUAUGUUAUAAUUUGGUCAUUAGUGGCUGUACAUUUACUGAAGUACUUUAAGUAUUAUUCUGAGGUCUGGAGAACUGGUUCUUUUAAAAUGCAGAUAGUACAUAAACAUGAGCUCUUGAUACAUUUAGAGGUUUCUGAAAACACCAGCAGUUGUUCAUCUGGUUACAAAACAGUUUAAGGCCCAGAGAAGAGAAAUUGUACAUUGACAUUUAACGAAAAAGGUUCAGAAAAGCUGCAUAGAACUGUCUUUAGCGUAAUUUUUGUUGUAUUAUUUUAUGUUUUUAAAUCAUCUCACAGCUUCUCCGAUCUGGCUGAUACAUACCCCUAUUGGUUUGUAACCACUCGACUCAACUACUUAGCAGAAUGCCUUUGUAAAGAAGUGAAAACCCAACCUCAGUUACACUUGGAUGCAAUCUACACAAUCUAACAAUGUCAUACUCUUGUGUUUGAGAGUCCUGAGCAGAUCCAUCACAACUGGGGCUGAAUUAAGGUGUUAUAAACGUCUUAGGUGAGGUGAGGAGUUCAGUCAUCAAUGGGUUGCUUAUCUGCAAAUUAAAUGAGAACAUCAAUCGAGCUGUGUUUGCAUUUCUAAACACCCAUUAAGGAAAGAAUUGGGAAUGAACCGUAUGCAUUCCUCAGACUGUUAUAAAGGGUGUGAUCAGGUUUAUAUGCAGAGACAAUGGAGAAUGUUAAAAAGGGAGGUACUGUUCACAAACAUCCACAAGGUGGCGUCAUGCAGAUUUGAGAUGUAUGCAGACAUAAGAGGCGUUUAAGCUCUGCAUUCAUCUCACCUACAAAUUAGGUGUUAGUCUACCACAACCUUGUUCAACUAAAGUGUAUAAUAUGCACUUUAUAAUAUAACAUAUUCAUUAUCAGUGAUGUAGAAAAUCCAACAGAUGUUCGUCCAAUAGAAACAAAGUUAAAAAGGUCCUGUGAUCGAUCAAUAUAUUUAUGUUCAAUGAAAAUGUCCUAAUAUUCAAACUGCGGAACACUUAGAGAAGGAACCUUUUGCUCACACAGGGAGGGAGCUAGUUUCAGCAGACUCACUAUUGGCUGAUUUGGUAAUGCCCUGCGCUGAUUGGCUGCUGGGAAAACCUCAGCAUCGUCAAAACCCCCUGACAGACCUUCAUAUGGAUCAGAGGGGUAAUACAGCCCACAGACACUCUGGCUCUAUUCAACUGUGAAUCUCUGCAGCUGUGGAUUGUGCUGGGAUUCAUUUAAAUGCUUAGAAACAACAGGAUUCUGAACUUCACUACAGCAAUUAACUUUAAAGAUAUGCUGUGUUUAGGAGACUCUCCUGACUGCCUUCGGGACCAAAUGCAGUGCAUGAUGAGAUCCCUGCAGGACCUGAAGCAGAUAAGCAGGCCGAGGCCACUGAGUGAACCGUGUGCUCGCUCCUUUGCUGUGACUCGGCUCUGCAAACAGAGGGCGCAGCAAGAGAGACUCGCUCGUCUGCGUGUCUCUGACUCCAGUGAAGCCAGCACAUAUGACUCUGCCUGCUGCCUGGCCAGCCCCCUGGAAGAAGACGAAGAGCAUCAGGAGCAUGAGCGAUUGACACAAGGCUCCCCGAGCAGUGAGAAGAGUAUGGACGUUGACUCGGGAUACUCUGAGGCUUCUUGGCAGGAUGAAGGUGUGGUGCUGAGGAGAACCAGGAAUGUGAGAGUGUCCUCUUCUGCCUGCCUCCGCACAAACAGAGGAGCUUCUGGAAGAAUCCGGCCCAAAUCGACCUCCGACGCCUGCCUGGAGCGCUGGACCGCAUUUGAAGCCAGCAACCCAGAGGACUGGACGACCUCGCUGCUGAGCCGCAGCAGGAACAGACAGCCUCUGGUUCUGGGGGACAACAGCUUUGCUGACCUGAUAAAGAACUGGAUGGACCUACCAGAGUGUCCUGAGCCAGCAGAACUAAAGCCCCAUGUGGGGCGGCGCAUGGCCAAAGACAUUUUGAUCAACAUGCGGCGCAGACUAGCAGGGAUGUCUAAAAAUGUUGAGGUGAGGCAGAGGACAGCAGACUUGACGAGGGUCAGCAGGGCUGCGGAGGACCCCAAGCGGAUGUCCUGUCCUGUGGGGCUCCAGACACUCAAACCUUUCUUUCACCAGUCCCACACAGGCCUACACCAACCAGACACUGACUUCCACCAUUUCACUGCUCUCAUGAAGACAGGCAGCCGACAACCCAUUAUAUGCAAUGACAUUAUCGGAUAUAUUUAAGUGAGGCUCCAGCCUGACCGUUCAAAUGAAUUGUGAAAAGAUGGUUCUAUUUUUAUAUUGGAUUUUGCCCACAAUGUUGAUACAUCUGUAAUAAAGGUAUUUUGUAUUUAAUGAAAA